Molecule: messenger RNA, 434 nt
Organism: Eurypyga helias (sunbittern)
Lineage: Eukaryota; Metazoa; Chordata; Aves; Eurypygiformes; Eurypygidae
Gene: PTPMT1
Product: protein tyrosine phosphatase, mitochondrial 1
Exons: 3
Biological process (GO): protein dephosphorylation
Molecular function (GO): phosphatidylglycerophosphatase activity; protein tyrosine/serine/threonine phosphatase activity; phosphatidylinositol-4,5-bisphosphate 5-phosphatase activity
Source: RefSeq, a predicted model, not a curated record
GACGGUACCUGUGCCCGCAGCUGGUGUCGGAGGAGAACGUGCGCGCCGUGGUCACCCUCAACGAGGAGUACGAGACCCGCUUCCUCUGCUGCUCCGCCCAGGAAUGGGAGGCAAUGGGAGUGGAGCAACUGCGUCUCAGCACGGUGGAUCUAACUGGAGUCCCCACCUUGGAAAACCUCCACAAGGGUGUUGAAUUCAUACUGAAACACCGAGCGUGCGGUAACAGCGUCUAUGUGCACUGCAAGGCAGGACGCUCCCGCAGCGCCACGAUGGUGGCAGCGUAUUUAAUUCAACUGCAUCACUGGAGCCCUCAGGAAGCAAUAGAGGCUAUUGCCCAGAUCCGUCCCCACAUCCUCGUUCGGCACAAGCAAGUCCAGGUCUUGGAGAUGUUUCACAGGAACAUGAUUGCUGGGACAACUGCAGAGUGUCAGUAA